AGAAUCGAUGAAAAGUCAACGAUUUGUCGAUGAUAUACGUUUCUGCUUACGUUUCAUGGAAAACACUUUCUAGUUCUACAAGGGAAAUCUCUCUCUCGGAUCACAUAUCUAUCUCCAAUAAUCUUCUUAUUUUUGGAGUAGCCAAACUGCAGCAAUCUUUUAAUCAAGUUACUUAUUGUGUUGAUCGACUUUAACCUCGCAAAAAAGAAAUGAGUACAGGGGAGCUUCUCAACGUCGAGCCUGUGGAGCUCAAAUUCCCUUUCGAACUGAAGAAACAGAUAUCUUGCUCCAUUCAGUUGUCGAAUAAGACAGAGAAUCAUGUAGCUUUCAAGGUGAAGACUACGAAUCCGAAGAAAUACUGUGUUCGUCCGAAUAGUGGAGUUGUCUUGCCUCGAUCAACCUGUGACGUUACAGUAACGAUGCAAGCUCAGAAGGAAGCCCCUGUUGACUUGCAAUGUAAGGAUAAGUUUCUCCUUCAGAGUGUAGUUGCAGGUCCAGGAGCAACCACAAAGGAUGUUACCCCUGAAAUGUUCAGUAAGGAGGCAGGACAUGCUGUUGAAGAGUGGAAAUUGAGAGUUAUUUAUCUUCCUCCACCCCAACGACCUUCACCAGUUCCAGAAGAAGAAGCAGAGGAAGGAUCUUCACCAAAAGCUACAAUAUCCGAUAAUGGGAAUUCUUCUAGUGAGAUGAAAUCUCUUAUUUCAAAGUUGACAGAUGAGAAAGAUGCUGCUAUCAAACAAAGUAACAGAAUCCGUCAAGAAAUGGAACUAUUGAGGCGUGGAGGCAACAAAACUCAAGCUGAUCGUUUCUCGUUCAUCUUUGUUAUUGUGGUGGGGUUGAUCGGUCUACUUUUGGGCUACAUCAUCAAGAAAUUAAUCCAUACCAUGCAUACGCCUUUGGAAUGCGCUGGUAACCAGUUUUCUUCUCACAACAAUAGUUCGGAUGGAAUCGAUUAA
This is a messenger RNA of Lactuca virosa, 956 nucleotides long. Lineage: Eukaryota; Viridiplantae; Streptophyta; Magnoliopsida; Asterales; Asteraceae. The record is from the annotation of a GenBank genome assembly.